AGUAGAAAAAUGCUUUUUUAUUGCUUACUUUGAUGACGCGUACCAAGGACAGAUAAGAAUGGAUUCGAACGAUUUCGUCAUCACCGUCGACGACGGACGCGCGUGUUCAGGCGACGCGAGAUGUUAGUCAACGUCGUCGCGUCACAGCGAGCUCUUUCCAAAUGUACCGACAGCACAUGUGUACAUACGGAACGCUGCAGCCUGUCACAGUGCGGGUGUAUCUUCCGUCGAGCGUUGCGCUCCUAUAACUUCCGAUAACGUUAAACAGCGACUCCGAGAAUGCGCGUGAUACUGGUGAAAUUUCGCGAAAUCACGCAGAAAUAUCCGAUCGUUCGAGGGAUGGCAUCUUACUCGAUUAUAUGGCCAACCGGAUGCCUGUUGCAACAGAAAAUAACGGGGAAAGAGGAGUUCAAUUUCACUGAAGCUCUGCGGUUCAGUCUGUACGGUGGUUUUUACGUGGCACCUACUCUAUAUUGCUGGAUAAAAUGUUCGUCUUACUUUUGGCCAAAAGCGAAUUUAAAGUCUGCUAUCACUAAGGCUUUGGUUGAACAAGUGACGUACACUCCCGCAGCUAUGUGUUCUUUCUUUUUUGGCAUGAGUCUUCUUGAAUUAAAGCCAGUUUCGGAAUGUAUUGAAGAGGUCAAAAUUAAAUUCUGGCCAACAUAUAAGGUCGCUAUUUGCGUAUGGCCGAUUCUACAAACGAUCAACUUCACUCUAGUCCCAGAACAAAAUCGCGUUGUAUAUGUCAGUGUGUGCAGUUUAGUGUGGACGUGUUUCCUCGCUUAUAUGAAAGCUCUUCAAGCCAAGCGACAACAGAUAGUAGACGCAACUGACGUUAAUUCCAAAAUUAUAUUAGAAAGGAAAACGCAAACCAACGAAAGAGGCUUGCUGCUUUCUCUAUUACGAUAGAUUUUAAUCGAAAACUGAGUCGUGCUGUUAGAUAAAUUAAAAUGUACAUAGUUUUUAGGAACGCGUUCCGUAGUUGGAAACAAAAGAGAUAAUUUAUUAUUGUUGACAUAAUUUUCACAUAUACGUACGUAUAUCUGUGAUACAUCCACAGUACAAAAAUAUAUUACUUGCCUAUCUUUUAUGCGAAUACGUUUAUGUAAUUACUGUUGCGCGCAGUAAUUAAAAAAAGUGAAAUUACUUUUUUAAACAAGUAUUUUUAAAUAUAAAACUGUAACAAUGACUAAUAAGAUAAAAUAUGACGAAAUACAGAACAAAAUUAAGAUUCA
Messenger RNA from Pseudomyrmex gracilis, 1235 nucleotides. RefSeq names its product protein sym1-like. The coding region runs from base 280 to 909 and encodes 209 amino acids. The record is from RefSeq and is a predicted model, not a curated record. NCBI's taxonomy places the organism in Eukaryota, Metazoa, Arthropoda, Insecta, Hymenoptera, Formicidae. The transcript has 4 exons. Gene Ontology annotation, cellular component: cytoplasm; membrane.